Gopherus flavomarginatus (Mexican gopher tortoise) is the source of this 1925-nucleotide messenger RNA. It is a transcript of the gene TEKTIP1, whose product is annotated as tektin bundle interacting protein 1. The record is from RefSeq and is a predicted model, not a curated record. The transcript is spliced from 4 exons. NCBI's taxonomy places the organism in Eukaryota, Metazoa, Chordata, Testudines, Testudinidae. Bases 65 to 640 code for a protein of 191 amino acids.
AGCAGGAAGCUGGCAGCCACCCGGGCAGGGGCGCCGUGGCCUGCAGGAGGCGGGCACGGAGGGCAUGGACUUGGAGGCAGACCGACCAUACGUCCCUCAGGGGACUCUGGAGACAGACUUCCCGACCCCGUUGUACAGGGACGAGUACCUCACGCUCCACGGGCCCCGCAAUGCCCCCGUCCUGAAGCAGGCCGUGCGCUGGAAGUGCACCCCCAUGGGCCAAGACGCCAUCCCCCAGACCUGGUACACGGGGCUGACCAACAGAGACAACCGAGACGCCUGGUACACGCUCACCAGCGGCCUGAGCCGCGAGGCCUACCACCGCUGGGCCCGCUCCCAUGCCGAGAGAGAGCGGAAGACCUUGCCCCCUGCCUAUGCCCAGCACCUGCGGGAGGUGUCGUGGUUUGACCCCGUGGUCCCUGCUCAGUACCUGGAGCCCAGUACCAGGUGGGGGGCCUUCCGGUGGCAAGACAGACCCGUCCUAGGAAAGGAGCAUGUUGUCAACCGUAACCGUGCCAGCAGUGAGCUGAAGGGCCACGCUGGCUACAUCCCCUACCUGGCUGCCCACACGCCCGCCUUCACCACCAGGGACCUGCGCACCUGGACGCUCUUCAGCCACCAGCCAUCCACCAACCAGUAAACACUGCUGUGCCCCAGGCUGCCUCCGUGGGGGCUGGGAGGUUCAGGGGCUGCAAGCUGAGUCACCCCCGUGGCCCGAGUUGUUGGGCUGCCAGGGGCCCCCCUGCAAUGAGCCUGGCUCUGGGCUUGUGGCUAGCAGCCCUGGGUACUCGCACCAGGCCUGCAUCUGUGCAGGUUGAGCUGGCAGCAGGCCCUUCCCACCCAUGCACCUGCCUCAGCCGCCGUGCCACCCCCAACGGGCUCCCCUGGGCGCACAGCCUGGCCUCAUGAGAAACUCCCAUUUGCCUUCCCAGCUCUGCCCAACGGCUGAGCCCUGGGGCCAGAGUGAGGGGCAACCAGAGGAGUUAACAGCCCCCCCGGCCCCUCCAUUUGUUUCUGCCACGGCAAGGCACUGGCGCUGCAUGUAGACCCCGUUCCCCGGCCUCCCUUCCCCUGGCAGCAGGUGCCAAGGGCACAACCUGCUCUGGGCUCCUCCCACACUGGCCUGGGGCCUUGUAGGGGACAUGGCUGAUGCUGGGGGCAGGGGUUCCGGCCCCCCAGGGUUCGCUUGCUCUGUUCUUCCACGGCACCACUGCUGCUCUGAGCUGGCCAUGCCCAGGGCAGGGCUCACCCACCAUCUUGCCACUGCGUUGUUCCCGCUGCAGGCAGCCCCUGGGGCUGGCAGCUGUUCUGCCCUAGCAGCUUCCUGAGACCAUCUCCAGGCCCCAGGACUCUCCUGCCCAGGCAGCUGGGUUUAUCUGCCUCUCCCCCAUCUCUCCAGGACCCACUCCCCCACCUGCACCCCCACAGACUCAUAGAAUACAAGGUUGGAAGGGACCCCAGGAGGUCACCUAGUCCCACCCCCUGCUCAAAGCAGGACCAAGUCCCAGACAGAUUUUUUACCCCAGAUCCCUAAAGUGGCCUCCUCAAGGAUUGAACUCACAACUCUGGGUUUAGCAGGCCAAUGCUCAAACCACUGAGCUAUCCCUCCCCCAAGUGCCCCCCUCCCUGGCUCUGAUGGGUCCAGGCUGGAGGGUCCUGCUGCAUAGCAGGGGGAUAGCAGGGACUCAAGUGGCCCCCUCCUCCCCCACCCAGUGGGAUCCCUCUGUCCCGGGCGCCCAGCCCUCCUUGCAGGCCUAGAGCUUUGCCGCAGACUCAGGAGCCGGAGCCGGAGCGCAUGGCUGGCUUGUCUUUAUUGAUAACAGAGCCCAGCCCUUUACUCGCCCUCCUCUCACGGCCCCGGGGGGUGAUGACACAGGCGAGCAUCUGGCAUUGCCCAGCCUGGGGCACGGCCCUGCGGUGCUGCC